Molecule: messenger RNA, 12135 nt
Organism: Propithecus coquereli (Coquerel's sifaka)
Lineage: Eukaryota; Metazoa; Chordata; Mammalia; Primates; Indriidae
Gene: PKHD1
Product: polycystic kidney and hepatic disease 1 (autosomal recessive)
Exons: 67
Source: RefSeq, a predicted model, not a curated record
GACACCAUGAAUACCUGGCUGACGUCUCUGAUGAGUAUUGAAGUUCUACUUUUGGCAGUACCGUGCUUGAGUUUACGUAUUGAACCUGGAGAAGGUAGCCUUGCAGGGGGAACAUGGAUCACGGUCAUUUUUGAUGGUUUGGGGUCCAGUGUCCUUUACCCCACCAAUGGCUCUCAGCUGGAGAUACACCUGGUGAACGUGAACCUGGCCAUGCCUGCACUGCCAAGUAUCCCCUGUGAUGUCUUUCCUGUCUUCUUGGAUUUGCCUGUGGUGACAUGCCGGACCAGAUCUCUGCCUUCUGAAGCACACGAGGGUCUGUACUCCCUGGAAGUGCACUUUGGGGGACAAGCAGUAGGCAGCUUAAGUCCAGGACCACCAGACAACUGUACUUUCAAGUUUUCCAGGGCACAGACACCCAUUGUUUACCAAGUGAAUCCACCAAGUGGAGUUCCAGGAACACUAAUACAUGUGUAUGGCUGGAUUAUCACUGGAAAAUUGGAAACCUUCGAUUUUGAUGCUGAGUACAUUGAUAGCCCAUUGAUCUUGGAAGCUCAAGAAGACAAAUGGGUCACUCCUUGCUCUCUUGUAAACAGGCAGACAGGAAGCCGCUAUCCCAUUCAGGAAGACCAUGGCCUUGGGACUCUGCAGUGCCGUGUGGAAGGCGACUACAUCGGCUCCCAGAAUGUUAGUUUCUCAGUAUUUAACAAAGGAAAGUCAAUGGUUGACAAGAGUGCAUGGCUGAUCAGUGCUAAACAGGAGCUUUUCCUGUACCAGACACACUCAGAAGUAUUAUCUGUGUUUCCAGAAACUGGGAGCCUUGGAGGAGGAACAGACAUCACAAUUACAGGAGACUUCUUUGACACCUCCGCUCAGGUUACUAUUGCAGGCAUUCCUUGUGAUAUUAGACAUGUGUCUCCCAGGAAGAUUGAAUGCACCACUAGGGCUCCAGGAAAAGACGUGAGGCUCACUGCUCCUCAAGCAGGCAAUCGAGGGCUUCUGUUUGAAGUUGGAGAAGCUGCUGAUGGCUUGGCACUGACCAAAGCCACCCCUGGGUACAGGUGGCAGAUUGUCCCCAAUGCCAGUUCUCCAUUUGGAUUUUGGUCAAAGGAAGGACAACCUUUCAGAGCCCGGCUCAGUGGGUUCUUUGUGGCUCCAGAGACAAAUAAUUAUACUUUCUGGAUCCAGGCAGAUGGCCAAGCUUCCUUGCAUUUCAGCUGGUCAGAGGAACCAAGGACUAAGGUGAAAGUGGCCUCCAUCGGGAUGGGCACCGCGGACUGGUUUGACUCCUGGGAGCAGAAUGGGGGUGAAGGGAUCUGGCAACAGAAGACGCCCAAGUUGGAGCUGUUGGGUGGAGCCAAGUACUACCUGGAAGCAGAGCAUCAUGGGAUAGCCCCCAGCAGGGGGAUGAGAAUUGGUGUCCAGAUUCACAACACCUGGCUGAAUCCUGACGUGGUCGCCACUUACCUCCGGGAGAAGCACCAGAUCCGAGCCCGAGCCCAGAGGCUUCCAGAAAUACAGAUGCUGAAUGUGUCAGGCAGUGGAAACUUUCUCCUUACUUGGGACAAUGUUUCUAGUCAGCCAAUCCCUGCAAAUGCUACAGCCCAUCAGAUUCAAACAACCAUUGAGGAGUUACUUUCAGUGAAAUGCAAACUGGAACCCUUUUCGGCUAAGAUCCUACUGCGGCUUGGAUUUGAACAAGGCCCAGAAGUUUCCAGCUCUGAUGGGGAGCUCACCAGUGGGUCAGAGCCUUUCUGUGGCAGGUUCAGCCUCUGUCAGCCUCGGCACCUUGUCCUGAUGCCCCCGGCUGCCCAGAAGGGCUAUCGGCUAGAUCAGUAUACACAUCUGUGUCUUGCAUACAAAGGCCACAUGAAUAAGAUCCUGAAGAUGACGGUGUCCUUCACAACCGGCUUUCACAACAUGGCACAGAAGAACAUCACCUGUGAUUGGACUCUCAGGAGGACGAGUCCCCAGAGCUGGGACUUCACUUGCACUGACCUCUGGGAGACGUGUGUGCGUCGUUCCGGGGAUGUCCAGCCUCCUCUCGCAAACUCCCCGGUGCUGGUUCAUCAGAUUGAACUUCUGCCUCAGGCUCAGGAGACGGGCCUGCUCUUUGUGGAUGAAAUUAUUAUUGCAGACACAAACGUAACAGUUUCUCAAGCUGAUUCCGGAACAGCUCGCCCAGGCGGGAAUCUGGUGGAAUCUGUCUCUGUGGCAGGGUCCCCUCCAGUCUACAGCGUGGCCUCCUGGCUGGCCGGGUGUGGCACGGAGCUCCCGCUCAUCACUGCACGCUCUGUGCCCAAUGAAGGAACAGAAGAAGGAUCUGGACUGGUCCAGGUGACGACACAGAGACUACAGAGGACAAGUCCACCUUUAGGAGGACACUUUCGCAUCCAACUCUCUAACACAGUGAUUCCUGACGUCCCUGUGAACAUUUCUGCUAGUCACCUUCACAAGCUUUUGCAGAACAAUGCUGAUGACGUCACAUCCAGAUACCUCAACGUCAGUGACUUCACUGUGAAGGAGGAUCUGAACUCUUGCUAUGAACAUGUGUGGACCCUGUCCUGGUCCACCCAGAUUGGGGAUUUGCCCAAUUUUAUCAGGGUCUCUGAUGGAAAUCUUACUGGAGUGAAUCCUGUUGCAACCACUCGUGUGGUAUAUGAUGGUGGAGUUUUUCUUGGACCUAUAUUUGGAGACAUGUUAGCUACUUUCAACCAGCACACUCAGGUGGUUGUGCAAGUGAAUGACAUACCAGCUCAUUGCACAGGUUCCUGUUCUUUCCAGUACCUCCAAGAGUCAACUCCCUGGGUCCAUUCUGUGUGGUGUUCUCCGGAUGGUGACGUCAACCUACUGAUUUAUAUCACUGGAACUGGUUUCUCUGGUGACUCCCAGUCCUUGCAGGUUAGAGUGAACCAAACGAGUUGCAAAGUCAUUUUCUCAAACCAGACGAAUGUGGUCUGUCGGACAGACCUGCUACCUGUCGGUGUACAUCGGAUCUUGAUGUUGGUGAGACCCUCUGGUCUUGCUGUCAGUGCCAGUGGAGAAGGUCUCUUCCUGAGCCUGGAACCUAGACUGGAUGCUGUGGAGCCUUCCAGAGCUGCGGAGAUUGGAGGGCUCUGGGCCACCAUCCGAGGUUCUAGUUUGGAAGGUGUUAGCCUGGUGUUGUUUGGAUCUCAGUCUUGUGCCUUCAAUGCCACCACAAGCAAUUCACAAAGAAUUCAAUGCAGAGUUCCACCCAGGGGGAAAGAUGGACACAUUGUGAAUGUGACUGUAUUCAGAGGGGACCAUUCUGCAGUACUUCCCAGAGCGUUUACCUAUGUCUCCUCUUUAAAUCCGGUGAUUGUGACUCUGAGCAGAAACAGAAGCAACAUAGCAGGAGGUGGGUCCCUCCUCAUUGGAAUGACGUCGCUGGGGAACUAUACCGAUCUGGCUGCGGAAGUCCACAUCCAUGGUACCUGCGCCCCGGUUCGUGCACAGACGGCUUGGGGCCUGGAGGUGGUGCUGCCAGCGCUGCCAGCCGGCGUCCACGGAGUUUCCGUCUCUAUCAAUGGAGUCAGCAUUCGCUCACAAGGGGUUGACCUCCACAUCCGGUACAUCACAGAAGUUUUCAGCAUCGAGCCUUGCUGUGGGUCCCUUCUGGGUGGAACCAUCCUCAGCAUCUCAGGAGUAGGCUUCGGCAGGGACCCGGCUUCUGUUUGGGUGCUUGUGGGCAACCAGUCCUGUGACAUUGUGAACUUCACAGAGGUGAGCGUCUGGUGCGAGACCUCUCGGGCCCCCCAGCUACCUGACGCAGAUGCUCCCGCUGUCCCUGCGCCCGUGGAGGUCUGGGUUGGCAACGUGUCCUUCACCCAUGGAACUUCACCGAUCUUGGUGGGGAAGGGUUUCACCUUCAUGUAUGAAGCGGCAGCAACACCGGUGGUGAUCGCCAUGCGAGGAGAAGUCACAAAUAGCAGCCUGAGGCUGUAUGUGGAAGGAAGUAACCUUUCCAACUCAGUCGUCCUUCUGGGGAGCUUGACCUGUGAUCUUGAGACACAGUCUUUCCAGAGCCACGUGAGCCUGUCUGGGUGCUCCUUUCCUCUUCACAGGGUGGAGGCAGGCAUCCAUCCCCUCCAAGUACGUCACAAGCAGGUGGGAUUUGCUAAUAUGUCUGCGGUGCCCCAGCAAUUUGUGCUGACACCUCGGAUCAUGGCCAUGUUCCCAACACACGGCUCUGCGUGUGGGGGGACAGUACUCACCGUGAGGGGGCUGGCCCUCAACUCUCGAAGGAGGUCCGUUCAGGUUGACCUUUCAGGUCCUUUUACUUGUGUGAUUUUGAGUUUGGGAGAUGACGCCAUCCUCUGCCAGGUUAACCCUGUGGGUGACCCCUUGCCUGGCGCUUCCUUCACCCUGAAUGUCACCGUCCUUGUCAAUGGGCUAACCAGCGAGUGUCAGGGGAAUUGCACUCUCUUUAUGCAGGAAGAGACAACUCCUGUUGUGGACGCUGUAACCACAAACAUCAGUGGGUCUCUGACAGCUGUGCUGAUUAGAGGUCAGAGGUUAGGCACCACGGCUGAUGAGCUAAUGGUGUUUGUGGAUGAUCAACUUCCUUGCAAUGUGACUUUCUUUAAUACAAGCUACGUGGCAUGCCAGAUAAGUGACUUGACUGCAGGACUCCACUACCUAUCAGUGUCUCAUCCAAGAAAUGGGUAUGCUUGUUCUGUUAACAGUUCUAGGUACUUCUACAUUAAGCCUCAAGUGUUUCAUUAUUUUCCUAAGAAUUUCAGCUUACAUGGUGGAAGCCUCUUGGCCAUAGAGGGCACAGCCCUGAGAGGACAGAACACCACGUCAGUCUACAUUGGCCAGCAGGCCUGCCUGACGGUGAGCAUCAGCGCGGAGUUCAUCCAGUGUGUUGUUCCUGCUGGGGAUGGCUCUGUCACCCUGGAAAUAGAGGUAGAUGGACUUUUGUUCCCCAUGGGAGUCAUUGGUUACAGCCGUGCCUUCACCCCAGAAGUGCUCUCUAUUUCUCAGAGUGAUGACGUCUUAACCUUUGCAGUGGCCCAGAUCUCAGGAGCUGAAAACAUUGACAUUUUUAUUGGGAUGUCACUCUGUGUGGGUGUCUCUGCUAACCACACCGUUCUCCAGUGCAUGGUCCCUUCCCUUCCUGCUGGGGAGUACCAUGUCAGAGGUUACGACCACGUCAGAGGGUGGGCGUCGUCUGUCCUGGUGUUCACUUCAAGAGUUAUGAUUAUGGCAGUGACCGAGAACUUUGGCUGCCUGGGUGGAAGACUUGUGCAUGUGUUUGGAGCUGGAUUUUCUCCAGGGAAGAUCUCAGCUGCUGUGUGCGGUGCUCCCUGCCGAGUCUUGGCUAAUGCUACAGUGUCUGCCUUCAGCUGCUUGGUGCCGCCCCUGGAUGUGUCGGUGGCUUUCCUGUGUGCCCUGAAGCAUGAGGAGGACAGCUGUGAGGCCACCAGCCACACCUAUGUGCAGUGUGAUUUGACUGUUGCCGUGGGGACGGAGAGACUGCCUGAAUCAUGGCCUUACCUCUAUGUUUGUGAAGAAAGUUCUCAAGGCCUCUUUGUGCCUGAUCAUUGGACAGAGUCAGCGUUUCCAUCAUCGUUCUCAGGCCUCUUCAUCAGCCCUAAAGUGGAAAGAGAUGAAGUUCUCAUCUAUAAUAGCUCCUGUAACAUUACCAUGGAAACUGAGGCAGAGAUGGAGUGUGAGACGCCUAAUCAGCCAAUUACCGCCAAGAUUACUGAGAUAUGGAAAAGCUGGGGCCAGAACACUCAGGGCAACUUUUCCUUUCAAUUUUGCCGGAGAUGGUCUAGGGUGCACAGCUGGUUUCCUGAAAGAGUGCCACAAGAUGGCGACAAUGUCACAGUGCAGAGUGGCCAACUGCUCCUGCUUGACACCAAUACAAGCAUCCUCAACUUCCUGCACGUUAAAGGGGGCAAGCUGAUAUUCAUGGCUCCGGGACCCAUUGAGCUCAGGGCACAUGCCAUCCUUGUUUCUGACGGUGGAGAGCUCCGAAUUGGAUCUGAGGACAAGCCCUUCCAAGGCAAAGCUCGAAUCCAACUCCAUGGGAGUUCCCACUCGACCUCCUUCUUUCCCUACGGAGUCAAGUUCCUGGCUGUGAGGAAUGGAACUCUUUCCCUACAUGGUUCACUACCAGAAGUAAUUGUCACCCAUCUUCGAACAGCUGCCCAUGCCCGAGACACAGUGUUGGCUCUGGAAGACGCUGUGGACUGGCAGCCUGGGGAUGAAGUUGUCAUCAUCAGUGGAAAGGAUGUCGAAGGUGCCAAACCGAUGGAAGAGAUUGUCACUGUGGAAACUGUGCACAAGGCAGACCUCUAUCUUAGGUCACCCUUGAGAUAUUCUCACAACUUUACGGAGAGUUCGGUGGCUGGAGAGCACCAUAUUUUAAAAGUCACAGUGGCUCUUCUGACCAGGAGUAUUACCAUACAAGGAAAUCUCACCAGUGAGAGGAUGGAGCUCCUUGCUUCAUGCCAGGAAGCCGAUGCUUCGCAAGGUAAUCUGCAGCACUGUUUGUACUCCACGAGCGAGAAGAUCCUGGGAUCUAGGGAUCUGGGGGCCAGAGUCAUCAUUCAGUCCUUCCCAGAGGAGCCCAGCCAGGUCCAGUUGGAGGGAGUGCAGUUCCGAGACUUGGGACAAGCCUUCCACAAGCAUCUGAGCUCACUCACUCUGGUGGGAGCUAUGAGAGAUUCCUAUGUGCAGGGCUGCACAGUGUGGAACUCCUUCAGUAGAGGCCUCAGCAUUUGCAGGACCGUGGGCGUGAAGGUGGACAGUAAUGUUUUCUACAAUAUUUUAGGCCAUGCCCUGCUGGUGGGGACAUACGUGGAGAUAAGACAUAUCUCUUGGGAGGCUAUUCCUGGAAGAAAAAAUGACUGGUCAGAACAGGGAAAUAUAAUAAGAAACAAUGUGAUCAUUGGUGUUUCUGGUGCUGAGGGACUCUCCAAUCCUGAAAUGUUGACACCAUCUGGAAUCUAUAUCCGCAAUCCCACCAAUAUCAUAGAGGGGAACAGAGUGUGUGCUGCUGGUUAUGGCUACUUUUUCCAUCUUGUGACCAGCCAAACCUCACAAGCUCCUCUUCUCUCCUUCACUCAGAACAUGGCACAUUCCUGCACAAGGUAUGGUCUCUUUGUAUACCCUAAAUUUCAGCCACCUUGGGAUAAUGGCACUGGCCCCACCCUGUUCCAAAACUUUGUGGUUUGGGGAAGUGCAGGUGGUGCUCAGAUUUUCAGAAGUAGCAAUCUUCACCUGGAAAACUUCCAAAUUUAUUCAUGCAGAGAUUUUGGAAUUGACAUCUUGGAAAGUGAUGCAAAUACUUCAGUUACUGACAGCUUAUUACUUGGUCAUUUUGCCCACAAGGGAGGUCUGUGUAUGUCAGCUGGGAUUAAAACUCCCAAAAGAUGGGAACUGAUGGUAUCUAACACAACCUUUGUUAAUUUUGAUCUCAUCAACUGUGUGGCCAUAAGAACCUGUUCAGGCUGUUCCCAAGGACAAGGUGGAUUUACUGUGAAGACCAACCAGUUGAAGUUUACAAACUCUCCAAACUUAGUAGCAUUUCCAUUUCCUCAUGCAGCAAUUUUGGAAGACUUGGAUGGGUCUCUGUCUGGGAAAAAUAGAAGUCACAUUCUCGCUUCUAUGGAAACCCUUUCUGCUUCUUGUUUGGUCAAUGCCAGCUUCGGUCGGAUUAUCCCUGGCAGUGUCUGUGGGGGAGGUGUUCUCUUUCAUCGUAUGUCUAUUGGUUUAGCUAAUGCUCCUGAUAUUCCUUAUGAUUUAACCCUGACUGACAGCAGAAAUAAGACAAACACUGUCAAUUACGUCCGUGAUACCUUGUCUAACCCUGAUGGCUGGAUGGCUCUGCUCUUGGACCAAGAGACCUACUCACUGCGAUUUGAAAACCCCUGGAUCAACAGAUCUCUGCAGUACUCAGCAACAUUCGACAACUUUGCUCCUGGGAAUUCCCUCCUGCUGGUGCACACCGAACUGCCACCUGCCCCUGACAUCCUCAUAAGAUGCGGGAGUCAUGUGGGUCUGUCUCUUCCAUUCCUUCCUUCACCUGGUCAGAACCAAGGCUGUGACUGGUUCUUCGAUCACCAGUUGAGGCAACUCACCUAUCUGGUUAAUUAAGAAGGACGAAUUGAGCUAGCUCUCAGGACUGUGGUUAAUGCAGAUAUAUCUGUCACUUCUACCUCUGCUCCUGAAUCAGCUUUAAAAUGGUCGCUCCCUGACACAUGGCAAGGUGUGGAAGAGGGCUGGGGAGGGCACAACCACACCAUUCCAGGCCCUGGGGAUGACGUCCUGAUUUUACCCAACAGGACUGUCCUUGUGGAUACAGAUCUUCCAUUCCUCAGAGGGCUCUAUGUGAUGGGGACUUUAGAUUUCCCUGUGGACAGAAGCAAUGUCCUGAGUGUGGCGUGCAUGGUCAUUGCAGGCGGGGAGCUGAAAGUUGGUACUUUAGAAAAUCCCUUAGAAAAAGAACAAAAGCUUCUGAUCUUCCUUAGAGCUUCAGAGGGAGUCAUUUGUGACCGUUUCAAUGGAAUUCGUGUUGACCCAGGAACAAUUGGGGUUUACGGGAAAGUUCAGCUUAACAGUGCUUAUCCUCAGAAAUCGUGGACACGUCUUGGUGCUGAUAUUGCCUCAGGAAAUGAGAGAAUUAUAGUAGAGGAUGCAGUGGAUUGGCGACCCCAUGACAAAAUUGUCCUCACCUCUUCUUCUUAUGAGCCUCACGAGGCAGAGGUCCUCACUGUGAAAGAAGCCAAAGGCCACCAUGUUAGCAUUCAUGAACGGCUCAAACACCGGCACAUUGGAAGUGUCCACAUCAUGGAGGAUGGCCGACGCAUUCGUUUGGCUGCUGAGGUUGGACUGUUGACCCGCAAUAUACAAAUUCGGCCUGACACUUCAUGUAGGGGGAGACUACUUGUGGGCUCCUUCAGGAAGUCCAACAGAGAAGAAUUUUCAGGUAUCCUUCAACUUUUAAAUGUGGAAAUUCAGAACUUGGGAUCCCCAUCAUACUACUCCAUUGAAUUCACCAAUGUGUCAGUGGGGUCCUGGAUAAGAUCUUCUACUCUGCACCGGAGCUGCGGUGGGGGCAUUCGUGCAGCUGCCAGUCAUGGAAUACAUUUACACGACAAUAUAGUGUUUGGCACUGCUGGCCAUGGCAUGGAUUUGGAGGGUCAGGCCUAUUCUCUCACUAAUAACCUUGUAGUUCUGGUGACACAGUCGGCAUGGUCCAGUGUUUGGGUGGCAGGAAUCAAAGUGAACCAUGCAAAGGACAUCGACCUUCAUGGCAAUGUUGUUGCAGGAUCGGAGAGACUUGGCUUUCACAUCCGAGGCCACCAGUGCUCCUCGCCUGAAAUGCUUUGGUCUGACAAUGUGGCCCACUCAAGCCUUCAUGGCCUUCAUCUCUAUAAGGAAAGCGGACUUGGCAACUGUACUGGUAUCUCUGGCUUCUUGGCUUUCAAGAACUAUGACUAUGGUGCCAUGCUACAUGUAGAGGACAGCGUGGAGAUAGAGAACACCACUCUGGUAGACAAUGCCAUUGGACUUUUGGCUAUAGUAUAUGUGUCUCCUGCUUCACAAAGCUCCAUCGAAAAUGUGCAAAUUGUGCUCAGGAAUUCAGUCAUUGUGGCCACCAGCUCCUCUUUUGACUGUAUUCAGGACAGAGUGAAGCCUCACUCGGCCAACUUGACAUCAGCAGAUCGAGCCCCUUCCAAUCCAAAAGGGGGCCGAGUUGGUAUUCUGUGGCCUGUGUUCACCUUGGAACCAAAUCAGUGGCCUCAUGAGCCAUGGCACAAAGUGAGGAAUGGCCAUUCAGUUUCAGGAAUCAUGAAACUUCAAGAUGUCACCUUUUCUAGUUUUGUGAAAAGUUGCUAUAGCAAUGACCUGGAUGUCUGCAUUCUGCCAAAUAUAGAAAACACUGGAAUCAUACACCCAAUAACAGCAGAGAGGACCAAGAUGCUAAAGAUGAAAGAUAAAAACAAGUUCUAUUUUCCUCCAUUACAGCCCAGGAAAGAUUUAGAAAGAGUAGUCUGCCCUGAAUCGGAUUGUGAAAGUCCAAGAAAAUAUCUCUUUAAAGAUCUGGAUGGGAGAGCCUUGGGUCUGCCUCCACCAGUUUCUGUAUUUCCUGAAACGGAUGCAGAAUGGACCGUAUCCUUCUUCAACACAGGUACAUUUAGAGAAGAACAGAAAUGCACAUAUCGAUCACUGAUGCAUGGCUUCAUCUGCAAACAGACCGACCAAGUGGUCCUUAUUCUUGACAAUGCUGGUGCCACUUGGACAAUCCAGAAGUUAUAUCCAGUUGUAUCUGUGACUAGUGGUUUUGUUGACACCUUUAGUAGUGUAAAUGCCAAUACUCCUUGCUCUACCUUAGGGUCUGUAUCUACUUUCUAUUCCAUUUUACCUACCAGGAAAAUUACCAGAGUCUGCUUUAUGGAUCAAACUCCUCAAGUUUUGCGUUUCUUUCUACUGGGGAACAAAAGUACGUCCAAGCUUCUUUUGGCUGUAUUCUACCAUGAGCUCCAGAGCCCCCGUGUUUUCCUGAGGGAAAGUUUUAUUCCACCCACUGUGGUUCAAUCAGCUUCCUUAUUGCUAGAUGAAUCUAUUGGUGUCAACUAUUUCAACAUUAUGGAUAACCUCUUGUAUGUUGUUCUGCAAGGAGAGGAGCCCAUUGAAAUACGCUCAGGUAUUUCUAUUCAUUUAGCCCUCACUGUGCCAUAUUCAGUCUUAGAAAAAGACUGGGAAAUAAUGAUACUUGAAAGACUAACUGACUUCUUACAGAUUGGCCAAAACCAAAUCAGAUUCGUUCAUGAGAUGCCUGGCAAUGAAGCGACCUUAAAGGCCAUUGCUGACAAUAGAGCAAAAAGAAAGCGCAAUUGUCCAACUGUCACUUGUGUCAGUCAUUAUAGAAGAGUUGGUCAACGUAGACCUCUCAUGAUGGAAAUGAACUCAUAUGGGGACUCACCACCAACCACUAUGGAAACUACCUCAGAGGUGAUCAUCUUUGAAAUUGGUGAUUUGCCAACAGUAAGGAGCACUGUAAUGAUUCCACCCUUAUCUAGUAACAAACUGCAGAAUUUGGCUCACCAAGUCAUCACUAAACACAGAAAUACAAGCAGCUUUAAAACCGGGAACUUGGUAUAUAUGCGGCCCUAUGCUCUUUCCAUCCUAGUCCAGCCUUCGGAUGGGGAGGUGGGAAAAGAGCUUCCAGUGCAACCGCAACUCGUGUUUUUGGACAAGCAGAAUCUAAGAGUGGAGUCUUUGGGGUCCCCCUCAGAGCCUUGGACCGUUUCAGCUUCUCUGGAAGGGACAUCAGAUUCAGUGCUAAAAGGGUGCACCGAGGCACAAACUCAGGAUGGUUACGUAAGCUUCUCCAACUUGGCAAUCUUGAUCUCUGGGUCAAACUGGCACUUCAUUUUUACUGUCACUUCCCCUCCAGGUAAUUUCAGCACAGUCACUGUGCCUUCGCUAAGCACUGCCAUCGCACUUAAGAUUAUUGACCUGACGGAACUGAGCAUUGAAACAAAGCCUGAAGAGAUUUCUGAAUCCCAGACUAAUGGUCAAAAGGAUCACAUCCAUUCCUCAUCCAAAUGCCGAGGAUCACGAACAGGGACUGAAAAAGAAGAGGCUGUGUUGGGAGAAGGUGUGAGGAUGGCGGUCAUGGCGGGCAAGCUGAGCCAGCUCUCCUACCAGUCGCGGAACGGAGUGUGCAGAAGGAAGGUCAGCCGCCACGCCGUCCCAGAAGAGGCUGCUGUGCCCGCUCCCAGUAUUAGCAGCACCACGUCCCAUGGGCACACCUGUGCUCUGGGCUCUCCUGCUCAGCAGACGUACCUGCAGGAGACUGGGAACUGGAAGGAUGCCCAAGAGCAGUUGCUCAGAUACCAGCUGGCAGGCCAUGGUCAGCUGCUGCUGCUGUGCCCAGACCUCAGACAAGAGAGGCAGAAGUUGCCGGGGCAGAGUCGGCUGAGCAAGGAAAGUGGCAGCUUGGGGCUUUUCCAAGAGAAGAAAUCCACCUGUGGGGGCACUGAGGCAUUCUGCCUUAAUUCAGUACACCCAGAAACUAUGCAGGAGCAGCUGGGGUCAGGGACUGGUGUGGACAUUUGGGCUGAAAGGCAGAAUAUUCAAACUAUUUCUGGAUAA